GGGAGGCCGCGGGGGAGGGCCGGAGGGCUGCGGACAGGGUGGGGGUCUGAGAAGCGCAGCGGGGGCCCAGGAUGCCCGGGCCGCGCACACCAGUGGAGCCCCGAGAGUCCGGGGAGCGCCGGCCGCUGCUGGAGCGCAGGCCGCGGGAGCCCCGACGGUGGUGGCGGGCGGCGGCGGCCGCGGUGCUGCUCGUGGAGAUGCUGGAGCGCGCCGCCUUCUUCGGCGUCGCGGGCAACCUGGUGCUCUACCUGAACAGCGCCGACUUCCAUUGGGCGGGCGAGCAGGCGUCCCGCGCCGCGCUGGUCUUCCUGGGCGCCUCCUACCUGCUGGCGCCCGUGGGCGGCUGGCUGGCCGACGUAUACCUGGGCCGCCACCGCGCCAUCGCGCUCAGCCUCCUGCUCUACCUGGCCGCCUCCGGCCUGCUGGCCGCCACCGCCUUCCCCGACGGCCGCAGGUCCUUCUGCGGCGAGAUGCUCUCCCUGCCGCUGGGGCCCGCCUGCCCUUCGCACGGCUGCCUGCACACCUCGCCCACCCCCUACUGCGCCCCCACCCUCUACGCGGUGUUGCUGCUGCUCGCCCUGGCCGCCAGCUCCGUCAGGAGCAACCUCACCUCUUUCGGUGCCGACCAGGUGAUGGACCUUGGCCGCCACGCCAGCCGCCGCUUCUUCAACUGGUUUUAUUGGAGCAUUAAUGUGGGUGCCGUGCUGUCGUUGCUGGUGCUGGCCUUUAUCCAACAGAACAUCAACUUCCUGCUGGGCUACAGCAUCAUCGUGGGCUGUGUGGGCCUGGCCUUCUUCAUCUUCCUCUUCGCCACCCCCAGCUUCAUUACCAAGCCCCCCACGGGCAGCCAGGUGUCCUCCAUGCUCAGACUUGCUCUCCAGAACUGCUGUCCCAGGCGGUGGCGCCGACACUCUGCCAGAGACCCUCCAGGCACCCAGCUGCUUCCUGAUCAGAGGUCUCCCCAGGCUGGCCCUUCCCCCCAGGAGGACAUCGCCAACUUCCAGGUGCUGGUGAAGAUCUUGCCCAUCAUGGUGACCUUGGUGCCCUACUGGAUGGUAUACUUCCAGAUGCAGUCCACCUAUGUCCUGCAAGGUCUUCACCUCCAAAUCCCGGACAUCUUCUCAGACUACCCUGCCAACAGAUCCGCGGCUCUGAGGGCCCAGGGCAGUGGCUACAAGAUCCCAGAAGCCUGGCUCCUCCUGGCCAACGUCAUGGUGUUGCUGAUCCUGGUGCCUGUGAAGGACCACCUGCUCGAUCCUUUACUGCUGCGCUGCAAGCUGCUUCCCUCGGCUCUGCAGAAGAUGGCGCUGGGCAUGUUCUUUGGUUUCACCUCGGUCAUUGUGGCAGGAGUCCUGGAGAUGGAGCGUUUAGAGUACGUCAGUCACAACCAGACGGUGUCCCAGCAGAUUGGGCAGAACACAUAUUAUGCAGCACCACUGUCCAUCUGGUGGCAGACCCCUCAGUACCUGCUCAUCGGAAUCAGUGAGAUUUUUGCCAGCAUCCCAGGCCUGGAGUUUGCGUACUCAGAGGCCCCACGUUCCAUGCAGGGCGCCAUGAUGGGCAUCUUCUUCUGCCUGUCUGGGGUGGGCUCGCUGUUAGGCUCCAGCCUGGUGGCACUACUGUCACUGCCGGGGGGCUGGCUGCACUGCCCGGAGGAUUCUGGGAACAUCAACAAAUGCCGGAUGGACCUCUAUUUCUUCCUGCUGGCCGGCAUUCAGGCUGCCACAGCCUUGCUGUAUAUCGGGAUCGCUGGUCGCUAUGAGAGGGUGGCCCAGGGCCCAGCCUCCCAAAGCUGUCCCAGGAGGGACAGUGGCUGAACACGGCCCCCACUCCCCGCUUGCCUCUCUCCCCCAACAGACAGCCGCAGGCCCAGCUGGGGUUUCCUUCUCAGUUUAUUCUGUACCCAACAUUAGGAUGAAAUGGUUCUCAUAAAUAUGGGCCAUGAGCCCUUCCUCACGACCGUGGUCCAUGACAAGGGGCAGGGCAGAGGGGGCCUGGGUGGGAGUCCUUGCGAGGGACCAGGCAGGGGACUCGCAUCAACAAGCACCAGAGGAUGAACAGGAGGCUGCCCAGGCGAGAGGCCCACGGCGCCGGGCCAGGCAGGCCGGGGAGGGUCAGGAGCUGCCCCGGAUCCGCUCCAUGUAGCUGCGCAGCUCCUCGGGGUCCUUCAGCCCCAUGUCCUCACACACCCAACGGAUGUCCUCCUCGCCUGCCACCAGGAUGGACUGCACGGCAGGGGCCCCCCCGGGCUCCUCGGGCAGCUGGGCUGGGGGUGCUGGCGCAAACGUCACAAACUCUACCCGCUUCCGCCGCCCCCCCGCUUCCUUCCUGGCCAGGGUGCUCGAGGAGCUGGGGGUGCCCCCGGCAGGGGCCUGGGCCAGGGUCAGGGCCUCCCCUCCUCCCCCACUCUCGCAGGGGCAGCCCCCCUCCCCCUUGGGCAGGCCAGGGGACUGCCGAUCCAGCUGGCGGCUCAGGUCCUCCUGGUCAGUGCCCAGCCAGACCCAGUUGUGGGGCUGGGGGGCGGCAGGGGCGGCAGCACUGUCGGGGGGCUCCUUGCGCUGGUAGCGCAGCAUGAAGACCACACCGUUGACCAGGAAGAUGAGGAUGGCCAGACAGAAGAUGCCCAGCAGGGCGUACAUGCCCAGCUCUAGUUCGGUGACCCGCUGCGGGGCGGGGACCAUCUCCUCGUCUUCUUCCGCCUCCUCCCUAGCUUCUGCCUUCUCCUUCCCGGCCUCCUCUGCUGCCUGCUCAAACUUGCGCCUCACAUCCCCGCCGCCCCCCACACUGCCUGCCGCCCGCCGUUCUCCACCCACGCUGGCCUCUGGGGCAGCUGAGCUCUGAGCGGGGCUGGAUGGGAGGGCAGGGGCUGGGGUGGGAGCGGGGGACAGCCCUAGCCAGGCGGUGCCAGAGGCCAGGGGCACACGGUGGCGGCCCCGGCGGCAGGGCUCAGGCGGGUGCAGAGCCACAUGCAGGGGCAGCCCCUUGACGCCCGCCCCACUCACCACCACCCCGAGUUGGGCACCCCGCUCAUAGGCUGGCAGCACAGCGCCGGGCUCCUCGGCCGACACGGACAGUCCCAGGUCACGGUGGUUGUAGAGCUCAGCGGGGGCCAGGGUGUGGUCAGAGAAGGACAGCCAUAGGGAGAGGGCCACCUCCUGUCGGGCACACAGACACAGGCAGAGACACGCCAGGGCACGCACGCAUGCACACAGAGACCACUCCCACAGAGACAGGCCACACGGAGGAGAAGAGACCAGAGAGAAAACAGACACAGGCAGAGGGACAAAACACAGGGAGAGAGGGGACAUGCGUCAAUCACCUGUCUUCCACUCUGCCCUGGGGUCUGAGUCAUCGGGAGGGUCCUCAGUUAGAGCCAUCUAAUAACCUCCCACUGCCACACUCCAGCCAGUCACUGCUUGAUCACCUCCAGCCGCAGAGAGCUCACUACCUUACAGGGAGUCAGUCCGCAUCCCGAAAACCCUAAGGUGAAGGGUGGAGGUACCUCCCAUCCCCCUGUUAUCAACCCCCAGCUGGAGAUGUUGACCUCAUCCCCCUGACCCCCCAGCUGUCACCUGCUUUGGGGCAGGAAGGGCUGACUGUGCCCAGCACGUGGCUGUGACCUCCCCGGGGUGGGCAGUGCCCCGGCUUAGGGCAAGUGAGAUGCCCAUCACUGGCUGCACCCGCAGCUCCAGCACCGAGACCUUGUCAUCCGUCACGGCCAGCACCUGCUCCCCCAGGAUGGAGUCAGACAGCGGGGAGCGCACCUGAGGGUGAGAGGGAGUUGGAAGUGUGUGGGGGGGGGCCCUCGUACACAGACAGCCUCCGCCCUCUGAGAACCCAGCACCCUUACAAAGGGAUCUGGUGUGCUCCCAGCAUCUGCACAGGCUGCUUUCCCACCCGUAGCACCUCAAGACCUGGCUCCCACAUACCCAACCCCAGCCCUUCAUACUUUGAGGACUUCCUCCGUUACACGGGCCGCCCUAUUCUGACCCAAUCCCCAACCCCCCUGGGUUCAUACCUCCCCAGGUACACCCUGGGCCUUCCGACACUCUUCACACCUGACCAUUAACAUUAUGGGAGUCACCUACACCCUUUUCAGGCUGUCUGCUCACCUCAAUGGAGGUGACGCCGGGCUCCCGGCCCACCAGGACGCGGCCUCCCUCCAGCGAGGCGACACUCGGGUCCUGCACGCGGGCGUGCGGCGCCACGAGGUGGGACACGUCCAGCAGCCAGUCCGGGCCGAGCAGGUGGGUGAGGCGACGGCCGCCGUCCAGCGGGUGGGCCGCGAAAGGGACGAGGAAGCGCACGCCGGCGCGCUGGUACUGCAGGCGGCAGCCGCGGACGCGCCGCUCGGCCUCCUCCGCCCCUGCCGCCUCGGGCUCCA
This is a messenger RNA of Globicephala melas (long-finned pilot whale), 4384 nucleotides long. It is a transcript of the gene SLC15A3, whose product is annotated as solute carrier family 15 member 3. Gene Ontology annotation, cellular component: lysosomal membrane. The record is from RefSeq and is a predicted model, not a curated record. Lineage: Eukaryota; Metazoa; Chordata; Mammalia; Artiodactyla; Delphinidae. Gene Ontology annotation, molecular function: dipeptide transmembrane transporter activity. Gene Ontology annotation, biological process: dipeptide import across plasma membrane.